Molecule: messenger RNA, 2376 nt
Organism: Cyprinodon tularosa
Lineage: Eukaryota; Metazoa; Chordata; Actinopteri; Cyprinodontiformes; Cyprinodontidae
Product: SUN domain-containing protein 2-like
Exons: 10
Coding region: 43-1161 (372 amino acids)
Biological process (GO): nuclear envelope organization
Cellular component (GO): meiotic nuclear membrane microtubule tethering complex; nuclear envelope
Molecular function (GO): protein-membrane adaptor activity
Source: RefSeq, a predicted model, not a curated record
CUUUGGUUGCUCCUUCCUUUGUUCACCUCUUUCAUCUCCCUCAUGACCACAAAGUCUCCAUCACAAACACAACCCAAGGUUCAGCCUGUUAUCCCAACUCCCAACGUUCCUCCUCAACCCAACAUCAUACCCUCACCUGUGCUGGAUCCAGUUGUAAUUUCUGCUGCUGUAGAAGCAAAGAUGCAGCAGUUUCUGAUGGAGCUUCAGCUUAAACAAGAUGAGCUUCUCUCCAAGCUGAAGGAGAAACAUCAACUGGACGUGGAUUUUAUGAAAGCAAAAUUGGAGGCUGCGGACUCAGACAUUCGCCGUAACCUGGAGAAGGAGAUUUCUGGUCUGGGAAAACAGAUAGCAGAUUACCAGACAGACAGCCGCUCUGCUACUGCUAGCCUCAGCUCCAAGAUCCAAACUCUGGAGACCCAGAAUGCUAAGCUGUCCCAGGAGCUAUCAUCCAUCCAGAUAGCAGCCACUCCAACCCCUUGUCCUGAAACCGACACCCUCUCCGUCCACAAUCAACUCACACCAGAGCUCCAACAGGCCUUGGAGAAGUGGUUUACUGAUCGUAUCAAGGAACAGGAUGCAGUCAUGGUUGGAGACAAAGGAGGCUGCUCAGAGUGCAGACGUCCCAUGGCAGACAAGAUGGCAGACUUUGCUCUUGAGACUCAAGGUGCCAGCAUUGUCAGCACACGGUGUUCAGAGACGUAUCGCAUUCGAUCAGCAUGUGUGACUCUUUUUGGUUUUCCUCUCUGGUAUCCAUCUGAAAGCCCACGGACUGUCAUCCAGGGUUACCCGGUUCUCCUUCCAGGGAAAUGUUGGGCAUUCCACGGAGUCCAAGGCAACCUGGUCAUCUCUCUGUCACACCCCAUCACCAUAAGUCAUGUGACUCUGGACCACCUGCCACGCUACAACUCCCCCACCGGCCACAUCAACUCUGCACCGAAAGACUUUGAAGUCUAUGGGUUGAAAAACGACACAGAAGAAGGAACUCUGCUUGGGACGUUUACUUACGAGGAAAACGGAGGGUCAACUCAGACAUUUAAACUACCUACCCCCAACGACGCAGUGUAUCGGUUUGUUGAGCUGCGAGUUCUCUCUAACUGGGGUCACGCCGAGUACACAUGCCUGUACCGCUUCCGUGUUCAUGGAAAGAUCGCCUCCACAUAGGCGUACCUCUGCAUCACUCGCCUAAAGACACGAAAGUUCUCAUUUUAAGUCUGAUGAGUUGCAGACCAAGUGAUCCUGAAAAGCUGUGGAGUAUUGUUACUCAUGUGACACAGCUGUAUGGAAAACAGCAGGUAUUUGAUUUGUUUUUUUUUGUGGUUUCAUCCAGUAAUGCUGAAGUUACAGACAUCAUUGGGAAGCUAAUUGUGCAGUGCACAUUUGGCUUUUCAGUUCUAAGAUUAAAGGUAUAACAAAAAAUCUACCUAGUUAGAGCUUUGAACGGCAUAAGAUUCUGGUAACCUUAUGCUUGUAAUCCUGCCACUAGAUCAUGUUUAAUAUUUUGUUACUGAUCGUUUGUAUUUAUGAGGACUUUCCUGCUGCAUAGGCCUCCAAUGCAUAUAUGAGAACUUUUCUAGUUGUACCUUAAUUAGUAGUAUCCAGACUGAAUAAAUCUGAAAAAAAUAACAUUUUUACUUUUUCUAAAAUGCAGCUUAUAACUAAUUACAGGUUACAGAUUAUGUUGAACGCUAAACACAUUUCAACAUGUCUUCUUUUUAUAAGAAUAAUGAAGGUCUAGUCUGUUCAAACUUUAUUUGCACCUUUUUAAAAACAAUCUUUGAUCACUGCGGUGAUAUUCCCCUUUUGACUGACUUGUAAAAAUAAUUGAAGGCAGCAGUGAAGCAUGUUUAUUCAGUAUUGUUUAUUAAUAACUUAAAUUUGAUUGACUAUUCUACAAAGAAUAAUGGUAUUUAUGCAGCUUUUUAUCAUCAAUUUGCACUCUUCCAGUAGACUCUAGUGUGCUGUUUUUUGUUUUAUUUUUGGUACUUAAGAUACUUGAAUAACCUUGUUGCUAACCUCUUUUAUAAGACGCCAUGCUAAAGGCAUGAAAGAUCUCUUUCUGCUUCCUUGUACAGAGGAUUUUAUAUGACCUUUUCAACCUGAAAUGAAAGGUGUUUUUAUUUGAUAGACAAUAAUAUAUAUGUAAAUUUAUAUUAGAUUUGCUUUGAAUAUUGAAAAUCCUGAUAAAAGUAUUUUUAAAGAUUCCGAUGUUUCAUUUCAAUCUGUUAAUUGGCAGGACUUUCAGCAGCUUUUUGUUGAUUUAUAUGUUGCACAGAAUAUUUGAAUUUGAUUGAGAAGAAUGUUUAAUACUUUACUCUGUGAUGCACUAGAUGUGUUAUUGUAAUUUGUUUUAAUUCAUCGGUUCAAAUUCGCACAAAA